UUAUGACAUCAUCACAGGUCCUUUGCUUCCUCCUGCAGCACAGCCUGCAGCCUGACUCCUGCACAUGGUGGUAGAAAUAGAAACACCUGAUGCUCCAUGGUGAAGGAUUGUCAGAGGAAGAGGAGGACACGCCCCGCCCAGGUUCCUACAAUAUAGGAUCCGCUCAGUGGAGAUCUUCUAUAUGACAUCAAUCUCCUGAUUGACCCGUCAAGGAUGGAUAGGGACAGGGACAAGAUGGUGGAGAGUAUAAUAAAUCUCACCCUAGAGAUCCUCUUCCGGCUUACUGGAGAGGCCUACACAGUAGUGAAGAAGACCUCUAGUGAGCGCUGUCAGGACCCUGUGUCUGAAGGACAGGGAAGAACCCUGAGCCCAAUCACGGGGCCUCCACCUCACCUCCUAAAACAGGAGGAAAUCAAUAGAGAGAAGAUCCUAGAACUCACCAACAAGAUGAUUGAGCUGCUGACUGGGGAGGUUCCUAUGAGGUGUCAGGAUGUUACUAUCUAUUUCUCCAUGGAGGAGUGGGAGUAUUUAGAAGAACACAAAGAUCUGUACAAGGACAUCAUGAUGGAGGAUCACCGGCCUCUCACAUCACCAGUAAAGGAAGAGAGAAGAACACCGGAGAGAUGUCCCAGUCCUCUUCUUCUACAGGAUGGUUCAGAAGAGCAUCACAAUGUCCUGUUUGACAAUGUCAAUGUCAAACAGGAUGAUCAGCUGGUGAAUCCGGGUGAAGAUCUGAACAAUAUUAAUCCUACAGAGACAUAUGUGAGGGGUGAUGAGCAGAGUACAGAGGACAUUCCUACAGAUAACCGCCCAGCAGAUGACGGUACUCGGAACUUAGAGAAAUAUCUGGUAUCUUCAGAUUUUGAAGUAGAUGAUUGUGGUAUCACACGAGAUACAUUUGAAGAGCAUGCCAAUAUGCAAGAUAUACCCUCAUCCAAUCACAGCAACAAUGCAUCAUUUGAUUAUUUAAAAAAGGUCCGAUCUUCUGAUUCAUCACAGACUGUAACACAAAAUAAAAGUCACAGAAGAGGUCUUAAACAUCAAACAGCUCACGUAAAAGAGAAGCUAUUUUCAUGUUCAGAUUGUGGAAAAUGUUUUGAGUGUAAAUCCUCUCUUGAUGCCCAUCAGAGAAUUCACACAGGAGCGAAGCCAUUUUCAUGUUUACAAUGUGGGAAAUGUUUUAAUCAGAAGUCGGCUCUUGUUACACAUCAGAGAAAUCACACAGGGGAGAAGCCAUAUUCAUGUUCAGAAUGUGGGAAAAGUUUUAAACAAAAAUCACACCUUGUUAUACAUCAGAGAAAUCACACAGGGGAGAAGCCGUUUUCAUGUUCGGAAUGUGGGAAAUGUUUUAAGCAGACAUCAAAUCUUGUUAUACAUCAGAGAAAUCACACAGGGGAGAAGCCAUUUUCAUGUUCAAAAUGUGGGAAAUGUUUUGAGUAUAAAUUGGUUCUUGAUGCCCAUCAGAGAAUUCACACAGAAGAGAAGCCAUUUUCAUGUUCACAAUGUGGGAAAUGUUUUAAUCAGAAGUCUGCUCUUGUUACACAUCAGAGAAAUCACACAGGGGAGAAGCCAUUUUCAUGUUCAGAAUGUGGGAAAUGUUUUAAACAAAAAUCACACCUUGUUAUACAUCAGAGAAAUCACACAGGGGAAAAGCCGUUUUCAUGUUCAGAAUGUGGGAAAUGUUUUAAGCAGGCAUCAACUCUUGUUAUACAUCAAAGAAAUCACACAGGGGUGAAGCCGUUUUCAUGUUCAGAAUGUGGGAAAUGUUUUAAGCAGACAUCAGCUCUUGUUAUACAUCAAAGAAAUCACACAGGGGAGAAGCCAUUUUCAUGUUCAGAAUGUGGGAAAUGUUUUACCAAUACAUCAUCUCUAUUUAAACAUCAGAGAAAUCACACAGGGAAGAAGCCAUUUUCAUGUUCAGAAUGUGGGAAAUGUUUUGAGUAUAAAUCGAUUCUUGGUGUCCAUCAGAGAAUUCACACAGGAGAGAAGCCAUUUUCAUGUUCAGAAUGUGAUAUGUGUUUCAACCAUAAAUCAUCUCUUGUUAAACAUCAAAAAAACCACAUAUAAGAAAAGCCAUCUUCAUGCUUAGCCCGUUAGUGACCACCCUUAUGUGUUUUUAUGGUGGUCACUAACUGGCUUUAUUCCUUCAGAUACUCUUUUUUACAGGGAGAUAAAACAGUGCCUUGCUUUCAGUUACCAGAGGUAGCUGAGGGCAUGGAGUGAUGAUUGGGACCGCUGUGAGAGCUUCCCAAACAAACAUGGUCUCCUGUAUUGAAUAAAUAUUUGUAAUCAAAGGACAGAUCCAGGUAAAAGUUAAACAAUUUUUUUUUUUAUAUAUAUAUCUCUAAAGACAAAUGUUUGAUGAGAGAAAAUUAAGAAAAAAAAAAUACUAGUUUUCCAAAGGUACCACCCUGCCUGUGAUCGGUAUGGGGACCCUCCAUUCCUGUAAAACUGCAAAUACAGGGGCCUGUAUGUGAAAGUCCAAAAAAUAGAGCUGGAUUCCCACAAGAGCUGGUGUCCAGACAUGUGGAAAAAGUGGCGUCAUUCACACUUGUAAAUGGCCAGUUAUUUGCAGUCAUAGUUUAAAAGGCUGAAAAAAGACAUCUGUCCAUCCAGUUCGGCCUGUUAUCAUGCAAGUUGAUCCAGAGGAAG
Molecule: messenger RNA, 2652 nt
Organism: Bufo gargarizans (Asiatic toad)
Lineage: Eukaryota; Metazoa; Chordata; Amphibia; Anura; Bufonidae
Product: oocyte zinc finger protein XlCOF22-like
Exons: 7
Coding region: 214-2067 (617 amino acids)
Biological process (GO): regulation of DNA-templated transcription
Source: RefSeq, a predicted model, not a curated record